GGCCCUGCGCCCUGGAAGCCCAGCCCGCAGCCGCUGUGGGCGCCGCGCCGACUGACGCCCCCUGCCGGCCGGCCGGGCUCCCGCGCUCGCCGGCCCGCGCCCAACGCUCGGCUCGAGGGACGCCCGCGGCCGGAUGCCCUGCGCCCGCAGCCUCCUCGGCCUCCUGGCGGCCCUGGCGGCCUGCGGCGCCGCCGCCUUCCUGGGCUACUGCGUGUACUUCGACUGGAGGCGGCGCGGCGACCCCGCCUUCAAGCGCCGCCUGCGGGACAAAAGAAGAGCUCAGCCCCCGAAGGCGGCCGCACCUGGCGCCCAGCUGUGGGAUCCAGCAAGGAAUGAAAAGUUGCAGGAACUUUUUCUGCAAGAAGUACGAAUGGGAGAGCUUUGUCUAUCUAGAGUUAGUGCCCCAGGUUAUGUUGCAGUCUUGGAAGUGCCGAUGGAGAAGCAAAGCCAAAUGCCAGAACACCUCAUCUAUCACCAGGAGAGCACAGUAUGGGGGCUGAACAUCUCAGCAAUGCCAUUUCAAUGUCUGGGCAACCACGGGAACUUCUGAAGGUUUUUAAACGCACACUCCCUCCCAAGGUAUUUGAGAUGCUGUUACACAAAAUUCCCCUUAUUUGCCAGGUAAGCACUUAUUUAUCUUUGUAAAAUGGGCAGAAUAAACAAAUUUGGCUUGAAUACAUAGAAAUAGCAAAGUAGAUGUGUCAAUGGUCCAAAGUUUUAAAUGAGUAAAAUCUGAUUUUUUUUUUUUUUUUGCCUUUCUUGCCUUAAGGUGAAACAAGCUAAUUCUUUCAUGUUCCUUUGACUAUAAUGUAUUGUAUAUUUUAUUGAGAAUUAUGUUUCAGCAUUUCAAUUUUAAAGGUAGCAUUGUUAACAUUUUAUUUGUCUUUGUACUUUCAAAGAUACCACAAUUAUUGACCUACUGUAAUGUCCAUGGAGUCCUUUAAGUUAAAUGGUAUUUGUUAUUUAAAUGACCUAGUGGCUUAAAAAUUAGAUGUAACAUAGAAAACAGUAAAUUAUCAAAGCAGCACACUUCAACUUUCCAUUAGUAUGACAAAACAUAGAUAUCACAUUGGUAAGUUUAAACAUAUAGACUAAUCAGUGUUUUCUAAUGUAUAAAUUGAGAUUGAUAUCAAAUGAAAUUCUUUCAGAAGCUAAUUAUUAAUAGGUAUUAGUCCACUUACAUUUACCAAGCUGCUUGAUAUGUUUAUGGAUCAAUUAGAAUUUCCUAAAAAUGCUUGGAUUUUAGGACUAGCCAUAAGACACUACUUUUAAUUUUGGCUCACCCUUUAUUACACCGAUCACAUCGCGGCUGAGAAUACACUAUGUGUCGUUGGUCUGACUCAGAAUCAUUCAGGUUGGACUCUCAGCCUUCGAACAAAACACACAUUCCACUAGAGCCUAACACUCAACUCACAUAUCCCCAAGCUCGUCUCAGAUGGUUUGUUUCCUGAAAAUACAUGGAAAUGUAGUUAGGAUAGGAAUGUGUAAUGCCCUGUCUGACACUGGAGAGGGGCAAGAAAAGGAUCGUGCAUUGAAAUGAUUAGUAACUAUUUUGUGUUUACCAGCAAUUUGAGGCAGACAUGAAUGAACAGGAAUGCUUGGAAGAUGACACUGAUUGAAAAACACUUCAACGUAUCCACAGUCCAGUGAGAGUACUAUAGUAUGAUAUAGCAUGAACAACUGCGCAGUGAUAUUUCCAUUUAUUUAACUUUUAGAAAUAAAAAAACUUUCUAUCU
Pipistrellus kuhlii (Kuhl's pipistrelle) is the source of this 1736-nucleotide messenger RNA. RefSeq names its product translocase of outer mitochondrial membrane 20 like (gene TOMM20L). The transcript is spliced from 5 exons. Gene Ontology annotation, biological process: protein import into mitochondrial matrix; tRNA import into mitochondrion; protein targeting. Lineage: Eukaryota; Metazoa; Chordata; Mammalia; Chiroptera; Vespertilionidae. Gene Ontology annotation, molecular function: transmembrane protein transporter activity. The record is from RefSeq and is a predicted model, not a curated record. Gene Ontology annotation, cellular component: mitochondrial outer membrane; mitochondrial outer membrane translocase complex. The coding region runs from base 134 to 550 and encodes 138 amino acids.